Tarenaya hassleriana is the source of this 1749-nucleotide messenger RNA. RefSeq names its product probable polygalacturonase. NCBI's taxonomy places the organism in Eukaryota, Viridiplantae, Streptophyta, Magnoliopsida, Brassicales, Cleomaceae. The record is from RefSeq and is a predicted model, not a curated record. Bases 168 to 1661 code for a protein of 497 amino acids. Gene Ontology annotation, molecular function: polygalacturonase activity. Gene Ontology annotation, biological process: carbohydrate metabolic process. The transcript has 3 exons.
CAUUCUCUUGUUUGCCUUCAAGCCAACUCCAUCGAUCCACACCAAACUCACCCGCUCCGGACACAGACAUCUCAUCGCAUCUUCCCUCGCGGAUCUGAGUUCAUCCACUAUUUCUCGGCGAGAUCCGUGAAAUCCGCAGUAACUCGAAUGCUCUGAGUUGAAUAAUCAUGGUGGAUAAUUCGUUCCCGGGUCGGGUUCAGAGACUCGACCCGAAGCGAUGGCUGAGUUCCCUCAUCGCUUCCCACAAGACCCUUCUCACAGUUCUCUGGAUCGCCGCCUUCGCUUCCGUGUUUGUAUGGCAGCGAUCGACCUUCGUCGGCGUUAGCGGCGGAGGAACGCUCAUGGCUUUAGGUCGGGUCGGGUCGACCCGGCCACUACCCCGUCUGAGACCGACGGUGUUCAAUUUGACGGAUUUCGGCGGAGUUGGUGACGGAGUCACGCUCAAUACGGAGGCGUUCGAACGGGCCGUGACGGCGAUCUCGAAGCUCGGGAAGAACAGCGGCGGCGGACAGCUGAAUGUGCCGCCGGGUCGGUGGCUCACUGCGCCGUUUAAUCUCACCAGUCACAUGACUCUCUUUCUCGCCGAGGAUGCUGAGAUUCUUGGUGUUCAGGACGAGAAGCAAUGGCCUCUAAUGCCGCCAUUGCCGUCGUACGGAUACGGUAGAGAGCAUCCGGGACCUCGUUACGGGAGUUUGAUCCAUGGACAAAACCUCAAAGAUGUUGUUAUUACCGGCCAUAACGGAACGAUAAACGGACAAGGGGAAACGUGGUGGAAGAAGCAUCGGCAAAGACUUCUCAACAACACGAGGGGACCUCUGGUUCAGAUAAUGUGGUCGAGCGAUAUAGUUAUCAUGGAUAUAACCCUUCGUGAUUCCCCCUUUUGGACCGUUCAUCCUUACGAUUGCCGGAAUGUAACGGUGAGAAACGUCACCAUCUUAGCUCCUGUUACCGGAGCUCCCAACACCGACGGGAUCGACCCUGAUUCGUGCGAGGAUAUGGUCAUUGAGGACUGUUACAUCAGCACUGGGGAUGAUGCAAUCGCGAUCAAGAGCGGAUGGGAUCAAUACGGAAUCGCUUAUGGUAAACCUUCCACGAAUAUUCUCGUCCGAAACCUCGUGGUCCGAUCCGUUAUAAGUGCGGGUAUAUCCAUUGGAAGCGAGAUGUCAGGCGGGGUAUCGAACGUGACGAUCGAGAAUCUCUGGGUCUGGAACUCGCGCCGAGGGGUCAGGAUCAAAACCGCUCCCGGGAGAGGCGGUUUUAUCCGAAACAUAACAUACCGAAACCUGACGCUCGACAAUGUAAGAGUCGGGAUAGUCAUCAAGACGGAUUACAACGAGCAUGCGGACGAGGGGUUCAACCCGAAGGCAUUCCCGAAGCUCUCGGGGUUCAGAUUCGAGGGACUGCACGGGCAAGGAGUGAGGGUUCCGGUUCGGAUCCACGGGAGCGAAGAGAUACCGGUGCGGGAGGUGAGUUUUCGGGACAUGUCCGUGGGGAUAACGUACAAGAAGAAGCAUAUAUUUCAGUGUUCGAACGUGCAAGGACGUGUGUUCGGGAGUGUGUUCCCUCGGCCUUGCGAGAAUCUUGAUCUUUACGACGAAGACGGCCGUCUUUUGAAACCCUCUGUUUCGUCCAAUGUUACCGACAUUGACUACGACAUUUGAUUGCUGUCCUUUUUUUUUUGUACAUAUAGUGAAUUUCGAUUUAAUUCCUGUUUCCAGUCCAGCAUAAUUUUCCUAAACGUUUUUCUUA